AUGGAAGUAACGGAAACUAACGAGUUAAAUAGCACUAGCUCGGAAAUUGCAUCGAAUGGAGUUGAUCCAAUUAGCUUGAAGAUGCGACACCUAUUACAGGUGGUCACCUAUGUGUUCAUGUGUGGAACUGUCAGUCUGCUGGGCAUCAUAACCAACAUCCUCAACGUUGUGGUGUUUGUUCGCCAGGGAUUUCGGGAGACCAUCAACAUUAGUCUUUUAGGUCUGGCAGUGGCAGAUUUGUUAAGUGUGACCACGAUGUUUGUAAUCUCCCUCAGCUUUAUCCCUCUCCUGGAUGUCUCGCAUCUGCAGGUGAAUUUAUUUGAUGUACUGUAUCUGACAGUUGGCUGGCCACAUGUUUCCUUCAACAGAAUAUCCAGCACCAUUACAGCCUAUAUAUCCCUAGAGAGAUGUCUGUGUGUUACGCUUCCUUUACAAGUCAAAGACAUUAUCACUCCAUUGAAAACCAAAGUGGUGAUUGGUUUAAUUUAUGUGAUCAUUAUUACGUUUUUUACCCCAUUCUACUUUGUCAAUAAAUUAGAUUGGUGUUACAACAAAAUUUGGAACAGAACUAUACUAAGUCUGACGUUCGCAGAGAAUAGAGUUGAAGUAGAGACGGCAACUUUCCCAAUACACAGUGUUUUUAUACCUCUCCUAGCUCAGUUUAUUGUGAUUGUCUGCACUCUUGUCAUAGUUUUUCAACUAAACAGUAAAACAAAAUGGCGGAUGACUUCCGUUUCGCAGACGACAAAGCUUGGAACAAACUCAGCGAAAGAAAAAAAUGUUGCAAAAAUGGUGAUAUUUCUAUCAGCGAUUUUUUUAAUAUGCUAUUUGCCAUCAACAGUAAAUUUUUUGAUGAUGAUACUUUUUCCAAAUUUUAGUUUCGGGGGAAAAUACGAAAAUAUGUAUAUUUUAAUUUGGUCUUUGACUGUUUUUGUAGAGACAAUCAAUUCUAGUGUAAAUAUUUUUGUUUAUUUAAGGAUGAGUACUAAGUUCAGGUUUGCUUUCAAGGAAACGUUCAGGGCAAUACAUUGGGGAUUCCACUGA
Messenger RNA from Candidula unifasciata, 1044 nucleotides. The record is from the annotation of a GenBank genome assembly. Lineage: Eukaryota; Metazoa; Mollusca; Gastropoda; Stylommatophora; Geomitridae.